Molecule: messenger RNA, 1095 nt
Organism: Oikopleura dioica
Lineage: Eukaryota; Metazoa; Chordata; Appendicularia; Copelata; Oikopleuridae
Source: the annotation of a GenBank genome assembly
AUGAAGCUUUCCUUGCUCCUCGCCCUCGUCGCGGUCGGUGCUGAUGCCUCCAAAAUCUUAGUUUGGCCAGCAGAAUGGAGCCACUGGAUCAAUAUGAAGAUUAUAAUAAAAGAGCUGAUCAGCCGCGAUCACGAAGUGGCGAUCAUGCGUUCCUCGGCAUACACGGACUUUAUCAAGAUCGAUAUUCCAGAGGCGACCUAUAUCGACUUCUAUGUGCCUUACGAAGAAGGCCACCAUCUGCAGAGUAUGGAUAAGGUGCUCUCACAAGUCAAACUCGGCGAUCCGGCAGAAUCCUCUUUCUUCGGGAAAGCUUACGCGAUGUUAUCCCUUCGAAGAAUGAACCAAUGUGAGCUGGUCAUGAAAAACUCAACCCUUCUCAACUCGUUAAACGCUACUGACUUUGACUUGGUGUUAGCGGAUCCGACGGUGAUGUGCGGCGAACUCAUCGCCACCAAGAUGGGAGUGCCAUUCGUUUACAAUGUGCGCACACUGCCAGCCGAGCUGCACUUUUCGCUUUCGCAGACGCCGAUGCCCCUUAGCUAUGUGCCUAUGAUUAACACUGAGUUUUCGGACACGAUGAAUCUUUUCGAGCGAACGAUGAAUAUGAUCACCUACGUAUACCAAACCAUCGGCGUCCGAGCUGGAUUAUCCAUGAUGGACUCAAUUGUUCACAAAUACAUCGACUCGAACCGAAGCUUUCUGGAUAUUGUCAGUCAAAGCUCUAUGUGGCUCAUCAGAACAGACUUCGCCUUCGAAUAUCCUCGACCACUGAUGCCAAACGUUAAAUUCAUUGGAGGCUUUCAUUGCCAAGAAGCAGAGCCCCUCAAAGACCAGAGCCUUGUGGACUGGAUCAACGAGGCAGACGAUGGAAUCAUCGUUUUCUCCAUGGGUUCUAUGGUUCGCUCGAUGCACAAAUCCAAAGCGGAAGUAAUCGCGGCCGCUCUUGCGAGGCUCCCGCAGCGGGUCAUCUGGCGAUAUGACGGAGAGAUGCCUGACUCGCUCGGAGCGAACACGAAGACCAUGGAUUGGAUCCCCCAAAAUGAACUCAUGGGACACCCGAAGACCAAGCUAUUCAUUUCUCACGGAGGCAAGUAG